AUGGAGCCAUAUUCGCCACGACCCGACAUGUUCGAACACCCUGAAGUCGUCAUGGCAAUACCCAGCACACCCNCCAACUUCUCAAAAGAUCGCAAGCGCCGUCCAAGCACUGGUUUCAGAAGAAAGCGCCGCUCUAGACAUCUGAAAGACGUCGUGUUUUGGGAACUUACGGACCGUGUCCACUACCCUCGUUCCCCUGGUACCGGUCACACAAUCAUCGAGCCAGUGCCUUUCCCUUACGUGCCCCCGACCAAACAACCAGGCAAUGAAGACGAUCAGACUGGAGCCAUGAAUCUGGACGGCACACACGACCCUGAGGACUCUUCAGACGAAGACAACGACGAAGAUGCCAGAGAACGCCGCAAUCAAAACGGCUAUCCCGUCACCUCGUCACCAACCUUUAAANAGAAUGCCCGCACCUUCGAAGAUCAAGCAAAUGAUACAGAACUUGCCCAUCACCUCGAUGCCCUCGAUCUCGACGCCGACACACGCGAGCCAUAUCAUCUGAGCGCCAAACACCUCGACAGAAAAGAGAGAAUCAGGAAUUCCAGAACGGUCCGCGGCUUCAAGUUUCCUCAGCCUCGUUAUGACCGCAUACAGAAGGGCAAGGAUCUGAACAUGUAUCAACUAUCGAAGUGGGUUGGUCAGAAUGCAGAGAGGAAGAAAGUGGCUACCAAGCUCUUGCACGACAGAUGUGAAGAAAGGACUGAAGGACUACAUGACCCAUUCGCAAGCUCCUAA
Molecule: messenger RNA, 741 nt
Organism: Aureobasidium musti
Lineage: Eukaryota; Fungi; Ascomycota; Dothideomycetes; Dothideales; Saccotheciaceae
Source: the annotation of a GenBank genome assembly